This is a messenger RNA of Naegleria fowleri, 2253 nucleotides long. RefSeq lists its product as uncharacterized. The transcript has a single exon. The record is from RefSeq and is a predicted model, not a curated record. NCBI's taxonomy places the organism in Eukaryota, Heterolobosea, Eutetramitea, Acrasida, Naegleriidae. The coding region runs from base 1 to 2253 and encodes 750 amino acids.
AUGGCAACGAAGACUGAAACAUCACCACCAUCCUCUACAACCACCACCACCACCACCACCACUCUUGCAAUGACCACCACCACCACCAACCCUAAUCGAACCAGAAUCACAACAACUACCACUCGAACUCAAGUCAUUGCAAGUACUGAAGAAUUACUUCUCCGAAAUCAACAACAACAACAACAACUUGAACAGAAUCUCGUUCCAUAUACCCAUUCAAGUCUUCAACAUGAUCAUCAUCCUUCUGAAUCGUCCUCAAGUCAAGACGAUCAUGAUGAAGACAAUGACACCUUGGAUGACCAUUUGAGUGUGUUGGCUGAAGAUGAUUAUGUCUCAUCCUCAGACCUUGAAUUUCAUCACAUUUCAUCUCAACAGUUGGAUCAUCAAGCACCACUGAAAGUACCUUCAACAACUGUCCUCGCCAUCACCACCCAUCCAUCCGCACUCACCAAGAAGGAUGACUCUGUCACUUGUCCAGAAGUAUCACCACCAUACCAACUUGAACAUCCUUCUGUUGGUGAUGGUGGUCAUGGUGAGAAGAAUUCGAGUCGAAUUGAUGGAGGUAAAUAUAAUGGUGGUAGUAAUGGUGGUAGUAAUGGUGGUGGUCCUUUCACUGCUGCUGCUGCUACCAUUCAUUUGAAUGAUCAAAAAACAACGUUUUCUCAACGACUACGACGACUUGAUCUUUUCAAACAUCAUUUCAAAUCUCAACUCAUUCCCUGCAUGUCCAUGACUUCUAUUCUAUUGACCAUUUCAGCUCUUAUUAUUAUAUGGGUGAUGGUUACUUUACCUUAUCAAGAUGUGACUACUAAACCCUUUGUCAAUCUCAUGACUUUAAGAGCUUCCAUUCUUGCAAGAUAUGUUGCCAUGAAAGGUUUUGCUCGAUUUCAUGUCACCAAUAAUUUCACAUCCAUCUAUUCACCUGCUUCUACUUAUUCCUCUUAUUAUUAUUAUAAGAAUUUAUUGAAUGUAUCCAUGAUGAAUUUGACUCAGAUUUUACCUUCUGAUUUUCAACAUGAAUUUCUCAACUACACUCGAGACUCUAACAUUCCAUUUCAAUAUCCAAUUGUACAAUUAUGGGAUCAAGUAUUGAUUGGGCCAACCAUUUAUCAAAGACUUGGUUUCAAUGCCACCACGAAUCAAACACGAGUCAUUACCUAUUUAAAUAAUACAGCCUAUAGAAUUGCUAAAAGGACCUAUGCCUCUCCUGAAUAUUCACAACUCUUUCUCUCCUAUGAAUCUCUUUUUAAUAGUUUUAUUGGAAAUUUAACACAAUAUUGUACAAGAAUUGAAGAUACAGCACGUGCAUCGUAUAUUGUCACCAUAUGUGUGAUUAGUUUUUGUUUUCUUGUGGUCAUUCCUGUCAUGAUUCUUGUCUUGAUGUUUAUUAUCAAGAGAGAUUCUCAGAAUGAAAAAUUAUUGAAUCAUACUUCUCAACAUUUAUUGAAAGAAACUUUAUUAGAUCCAACUCUGAGAAAUGCAUUCAAAUUGUAUUGUAAAGAGAAAGGGUUGGAGAGUACCAUGAAUAUUCUUGAAAAAGUCAUGAGCUAUAAGGAACAUUGUAAAGUUUCACAUUCCAUUCAAAUGAAAUUAUUUGAAUUGACACAUGAUUAUGUGAAACAAUACAAGAAUAGUAAUAAUAGUUUUAGUGGUGGAAAUAAUUUUGGUGGUACUAGUUUUGGUACUAGUUUUAGUGGUGGUGGUGGAGGUGGUGGAGGUGGUGGUUUGGGAAAGAAUUCACCUCCUCUCAAUAAUUCCUCUCAAUUAUUCGAUCGAAAAGCUUUGGUCCUCUUCAACAUCUCAAAUGAAGCCAAUAAGAAAAUUAUUCAUCAAGAAUUGAUCAAAUCUCAACUUUGUUUUGAGAUUAUUGAUGAAUUGAGAGAAGACACAAAUGUGAAACAACUCUCUUUAGGAGCCAAUCUUGUUCGAAUCAUUGAUGAAAUGACCAAACUCUAUGAUCAAUACAACAAUCGAAAGGACCUCUUGGAAGAGAUGGAUCUAUUACCUCCACAUUUAAUGGAUGCAUUGGAAAAGGAAUUGAGUGAUAGUUUGGCAUUGACUCAUUUGAAUUUUAAAUCCUCUUAUCUUCAAAGGAUAUGUUCACCACCACACUUGUUACAACAACAACAAGAAGAAGAAGGAUUGAAUGAUGCGAACAGUGGUACCACUGGUGGUAGUGAUGAGUUUAUGAAAGUAGAAAUUCCCAACUCUGAGAUGAUGAUGGUGUUGGACUCUCCUUCACAACAAGUAUAA